AUCUAGAGGUGAUUGGUCAGUCAGCAUGGGGAGAAAAGUUAUAAAACGUGCGGACAUUCUUGAGAACUGGCGGUUUGAGGUGGAGUGAAAGAAAACAGUCCAGCUUGCCACAUAUUAUUAUUUCAGCCAUGAGUGGAUGUCCAUAUUUUCAGAAGAAAUUCCUGUCAACUAGUAAGCAGCAUCUGAAAGAAGAUGAGAACGAUGAUUCUCAAUCUGGAAUUAACAAAGCCAGCAAAGGAGGUCUUAUCUAUGGUGACUAUCUACAGCUGGAUAAAAUAGUGACAUCUCAGGUGCUUCAAAGUGAGCUGAAGGGAAACAAGAUCCAUGACGAACAUCUGUUCAUCGUCACACAUCAAGCAUAUGAACUGUGGUUUAAACAAGUUCUGUGGGAGCUGGACUCAGUGAGAGAAAUCUUCAUCAGUGGACAUGUACGUGACGAGCGAAACAUGCUCAAAGUCAACACUCGUAUCCACAGGGUUGUGAUGAUAUUCAGACUGUUGCUAGACCAGUUUGCUGUACUGGAAACCAUGACUGCCUUAGACUUCUAUGACUUCAGGGAAUAUCUCUCACCGGCUUCAGGCUUCCAGAGUCUGCAGUUUCGACUGCUGGAAAAUAAGAUUGGGGUCCCACACAACCAGAGGGUCCCCUACAACAGAAGGCAUUACCGGGACAAUUUCCGUGACCAGGAAAGUGAGCUGCUCCUCCACUCGGAGCAGGAGCCCACGCUGCUUCAGUUAGUGGAGCAAUGGCUGGAGAGAACGCCUGGCUUGGAGGAAGAUGGCUUCAAUUUUUGGGGGAAACUGGAAGUCAAUAUUUUCAAGUGGCUCAGGAGAGAGAAAGAAAAUAUAGAGCAAAAACCAGCCUCAGAGAUGAAAGAGGAGAUGAUGGCCGAGCUCAUUAAGCAGAGAGACAUUUUCGUAUCGCUCUUUGAUGAGAAGAGACAUGAUCACUUACUAAGCACCGGUCAGAGGAGGUUGUCCUAUAAAGCACUGCAGGGAGCCCUGAUGAUAUACUUCUACAGGGAGGAGCCUCGAUUUCAGGUUCCUUUCCAACUCCUGACAUCUUUGAUGGACAUCGACACCCUCAUGACAAAAUGGAGAUACAACCAUGUGUGUAUGGUGCACAGGAUGAUUGGCAGUAAAGACGGCACAGGUGGCUCAUCAGGCUACCAGUACCUGCGCUCAACUGUCAGUGAUCGCUACAAGGUGUUUGUGGAUCUGUUUAACCUGGCCACCUUCCUGGUUCCGAGGGAAUGGGUACCCAAGCUGGACCCGAGUGAGCACACCUUCCUGUACAUGGCCGAAUGCUGCGACAGCUCCUACUGCAGCAGCAGCAGCGAUGACUCAGACUAAACAGAUGGACGGAUGAGGAAAGGAUGAACAGCAUUUACAGAGUACAGAAGGAAAAAAAAAAGCUUCAAAACUCACAAGCCUACCAUCACCAACAUUUAUGUCACUAAAAUCUUUUUAAAUGGUAGAAUGAGAGGCUACAAAGCUGUGCUGAUUUUACAAAUGUGAAUUUUAAGACAGUGUCAACAAAAUAUCAUUGACACUGUUGAUGCACUUGUGUAUAUACUGUCAAUAUAAUGUAAUAUUCUAACAUGUGUAGUUAACUGAUUUAUAUUUUGUAAAUAGAGUAUACACAUACAGAUAUGAUACUUCUUGUUUAUUUGGAAAAAAAUAGACAAUGUUUUCUGUCAAAACAUGUACUUGAAUAGAAUACAAGUUUAUUUAAUAUCAGUAAAAAUGUCAGAUUAUUCUUAAAAUGCAAUCACAAUUGCCAAAACUGAUAAACACAAUAAAAAGUAAACUUUAUUGUACAGUUUCCCUGUUACACAUCUUACAUGUACUUACUAUAGUAAUAGUAACAGUAAAUUAUGCAUAUUAAUUACAAACAACUAAACCAAACCCUAACCCUAAGUAUAUAGUAAGUACAUGUUGUUAAUUAAAAUUACUCCGUAGUUAUUUGUAUAAUUACACUGUAACAAGGGCACCCUAAAAUAAAGCGGAACCAAACUUUGUAGUUACAAAUGUGUAUAAAAGCAGAUCAAAUCUGAAUAUCUGGUACAUACUGUACUGUAGUAAUAAGCACUUAAUGAUUUUAAAUCUAAGGCUAUAAUUAGUAUUCACAUAAAAUAAUAUAAAUUUUCACAUUUUUCUCAGA
Messenger RNA from Ctenopharyngodon idella (grass carp), 2163 nucleotides. It is a transcript of the gene tdo2a, whose product is annotated as tryptophan 2,3-dioxygenase a. NCBI's taxonomy places the organism in Eukaryota, Metazoa, Chordata, Actinopteri, Cypriniformes, Xenocyprididae. Gene Ontology annotation, molecular function: heme binding; metal ion binding; L-tryptophan 2,3-dioxygenase activity. The record is from RefSeq and is a predicted model, not a curated record. Bases 129 to 1352 code for a protein of 407 amino acids. The transcript is spliced from 12 exons.